CUCGGGCUGUGGGUCGGUGGCUGCCGGCCGGGCGUGCUUCCCGUGCGAGCGGAGGAGAGCGAUGGCCGCGGGCGGCCCCUGCAGCAUCGCGGAGGAGCGGACCUACCGCCGCUUCUUGGAGGCUUUCCUGGGCGAGUUCCGCGGACCUUUCGAAGCGGCGGCCGAGAGCCCGGCGCCCGCCUCGCCCUCCUCCGCCUCUUCCUCCGCCGCCUCCUCCUCCUCCGCGGGCGGCGGCGGGGAAGGAGCGGCGGCUGGAGCCGGGGAAGAAGACCCGCCGCCUGGCGGGGACGGAGAAGCCACCGCGGGCGGGGAAGAAGCCGAAGCCGAAGCGGAGGAAGAGGAGGAGGAGGAGAAAGAGGAAGAAAAUGAGGAUGGAGGAGACGAGGAGGAGGAGGAGGAGGAUGCAGCCACUGCUGGACCAGAGGAGGAUGGAGACGAGGAGGAGGAGGAGGGGGAGGAAGGCUCCGGACCGGACGGAGCCAGCCCUCCCGGGGACGCCGAGCCCGACGAGGCUCCUCCGGGAGAGCCCGCGCCGCCUCCUCCUCCGCCGCCUCGCCCGGCCAGCCCUUGCCCGCCGGUGCCGCUGCCUCCGCUGCCCUCGCUGCCCCGGCCGCUCUCCGAGCACAUCACGGAGGAGGAGGUGGAAGGCGAGUGCCUGGACCUCUGCCUGCAGCAGCUCUACAAGUAUAACUGCCCCUCUCUCCUGGCAGCAGCGUUAGCCCGGGCAACAGCGGACGAAGUCCUGCAGAGCGACCUCUCCAAUAUUUACCUGCCCAAGCACGAGGACAGUCCAGAUGGGAUCAUACAGGUGGAGACGGAGAAGUUGGCCCGCACCGUGUUUACCAAGCUUCACAAUAUUUGCAGCACCUGGGUGAAGGAUUUCCCGCUCCAUUUGAAGCCGUGUCGGUACUACGAGACAUCGAUCCACGCCAUUAAGAACAUGCGACGCAAGAUGGAAGACAAACAUGUCUGCAUUCCAGACUUCAACACCCUCUUUAACCUGGAGGAUCAAGGGGAGCAGGCCUAUUUUGCCGUCUUUGAUGGCCACGGAGGAGUGGACGCAGCCAUUUACGCCUCCAUUCACCUGCACGUGAAUUUGGUGCACCAAGAAGCGUUCCAGCACGACCCCGCCGAAGCCCUCUGCAAAGCCUUCCAGGUUACGGAUGAACGUUUCGUGCAGAAGGCAGCCAGAGAGAGCUUGCGAUGCGGCACCACAGGCGUUGUGACGUUCAUCCGAAGGAACAUGUUGUAUGUGGCCUGGCUGGGGGACUCUCAAGUCAUGCUCGUGAAAAGGGGCCAGGCUGUAGAACUGAUGAAGCCUCAUAAACCAGACCGGGAGGAUGAGAAGAAACGCAUCGAGGCCCUUGGAGGCUGCGUGGUCUGGUUUGGAGCAUGGCGAGUCAACGGAAGUCUUUCUGUCUCCAGAGCUAUUGGUGAUGCAGAGCACAAGCCAUACAUCUGUGGAGACGCAGAUUCUGGAUCCACAGUGCUGGAUGGAUCGGAGGAUUACCUCAUUCUAGCCUGCGACGGCUUCUACGACACGGUGAACCCCGACGAGGCGGUGAAAGUGGUGGCCGACCACCUGAAGGAGAACAACGGGGACAGCAGCAUGGUAGCCCACAAGUUGGUGGCUUCCGCUCGAGAUGCCGGCUCUAGCGACAACAUCACGGUCAUCGUGGUCUUCCUCAGGGACAUGAACGCCAUCAUCAGCGUCGGCGAGGAAUCCGAGUGGACCGAGAACUCUUUCCAAGGCGGGCAAGAGGACAGCGGCGACGACAAAGAGAACCAGGGAGAUUGCAAGAGACAGUGGCCUCAGCACCAGGUCUCGGCGCCUGCCGAUCUGGGGUACGACGGCAGAGUGGAUUCCUUCACAGACAGAACUACCUUGAGCGCCAGUUCCCCCAUCAACAUCUUCGAAGACCCCGGCUGCUUAGACCUGAGGAAAACAGAAGCGGGCAAAAUCCACAGCGCCAAACGCCUUUCUCCGGAUCAAGUCUUCAGCGCUGGCGUACCAAAGAGGGCGAUUUUGAGUCAAGGCGUUUUGGAAGACGGCAAGAGAAGGGACGACGUUCCUCCCCAGGGGCAGAAGGCACUACGGGGCUCCGUGAACUUGGGCUCUUCAAGCCCAGGGGAGUGCAGCGUGGUGUUGGUGGAGGCCCCGAUCCCCGCCGGGCCUGAAGGCCUGUGGUUCAAAUCCUGGGGAAGAAAAGCUUCCAUUUUCUCUCACUUUCAUUUCUGCGACGCCAAGCGGUGGCAACGGUUAGCGAGACUGAAGCCGAAGCUCAAUGGGUUUCUCUUUGAGCAGAGGUCCCUUUUCUGCCCGGAAGGUUUAACCCUCUGCUCACCCAACCACCUAAAUGGCCGUAGGAACAAGUUCCUAAGAAGCCAUCUUGGGCAAGUUUCCCUUGGUUGCCAUCAAGGUCACGGCGAGAGUAUUUUCUUGAUGUUAAGGCCAAGUCCCUGUAUACCACCAGACCCAUGGCUGCUGUGGAGUUGUAAAAAAUAACACGUUCCCUCCUUUGUAUUUUACUUUACUUUUUUCCUCUUCUUCUUCUUCAAUAGGCUAGACAUUUCACAGAAUUAGAAGUAAUUCGGAGGGAGUGUUUCAGAAUUAGGAUAUCACGGAAGGCUCUGCUCAUGUAAAUACAUCCUGGGAAUCCUAGUGUUUGCCUCCAAAAAUUGGGAAAAACAAAAACAAACAAACGAACAAGGAUUGGCAUGCCAGUCUCCCUAGCAACUUCAUGGACACAUUCAAUCUCUCUCUCUCUCAUGUACAAACAACACACACUCACACGGAUCUGUAUGUACUCUUUGUGUAGUCGCUUCAUUUCUUCAUGGGAACUCGAUAUUCUUAUGGACUCGCUGGACAAGACAGGAAAGUGCCAUUAAAAAAAAAAAAAAAGAAUUUGCAAAAAAAUAACAGAGAGAAAAAAUAAGAGAGAGAAACCCGUUAUGAGAGAAGCCUACGGAGCAAUAUUUUCAGAAAGACUUUCUAGAACUGAUGUGGGAUUGGUUUUUUUUUUUUUUUCUGUAAGUGGAGGCGAGGAGGAAGUAGGAAGGCGUAUAAGGAAUCCUUUUGGGGACUGGGCUUCUUUAAUCCCAUAAGAGCAAAAAUUACGUUAUCAGGUCGUUUUGCAGGUCUGUUGUGAAAAAGCCAUAGGGGAGGUUCAAUCUAGCACCUGGGCCCUCCCAACCCUUCAGAUGCAGUUCGAGAGACGUAUUCAAUCUUUUAAUUUUUUUUUUCCCCUCCCAUUGAGAAGAUGGGGCAAGGGGAAGCCAUGCCAGGCCAGGCUUUUGUAGUUUUUAAAAGAAAAGAUAAUUUCCUGCCGCUAAAAUGGAAACUAUACUGAAAUCAGAGUUAACUUUUUGGGGGAGGUUCUGGGGAGGGAGGUGUUCCUUAAUGACAGUUCAGCCUUUUAAACUGGGGGUGGUGGGGGGUGGUAAUAAUGCUUAAACGGUUUAAGAUUAAUCAUCAUUUUGCAGCUGAUUCAAGCCGCCGCGCUCUCUUUCCCAGUCCUUUUUAUCUCAGGUGUCAAAACUGAUGUAAAAAUCAGUUCGGAUACAAUUCACAUUGUCCUAUUGAAAACUCAUUUAAACCGCCAAUUUGUCAUCAGUUCUGCUUUCCCAGGUAAGAAGUUGUGAUCUUUUUCUUUUUUUUUUUAAAAAAGAAAUAAUCGCGUUUCGGGAACAUUUUCACUCAAAUUGCUUGCAUGUUCAACUGAAGAGGCUGUAAGAACAGGAAAGGAAACUACUAGGGAUGUCCAGAGCAGUUGGGAGCGUAAACAGAAGAAGAAAUAAAGUAUGAACGUGGCUAUCUAACACUAGCAACAUUAGAAAAAUGAUGUAAAAGUUUGGAGAUUUAAAUUGCCAGUUAGAGGUUCAGGGUGAGAGUCUGAGGAUUGCCUUCCAUUUGUUACUUUAAUCCUGAUGAGUAAAAUAUUCUUUAAACAAACACUAAUUUUUACAUAAACUAGGUAGCUGGGAUGUACCAGAAUCACAUAAAGCAUGUCAAUUGUCUUUUAGGUACUUAAAAUAUUCAGCACACCGCUUACACUACCUUAAAAAAAAAACUCACCAAAAUUCCACAAUAUUCUGUUCACUAAAACUAACUGGGGCACUCUGCCAUUUGUGCAAAUUUAAAUAGUUACAGAAAACUCGAGAUUACUGAUGAUUAGAAAAUGCUUCUGAACUUUGAUUUGUGGUCUGACGGUUUAUUUUUUAAUAUAUAUAUAUAUAUAUAUAUAUAUAUAUAUAUUUGAGGUAGUCCUUAACUACGCACCCUUUAGAGGUUUUUAGAACUGCAACCCUCAAAAUCUGGACAUCGUAAUUGGAAAUCCUGAAGAAUGCCAUAUUCGGAAAGAAUUCUCUAGAGCUGCGUUUAUCACUCUCUGGCAACUUGAUGAGGUGUGUGGACUUCAACUCCCAGAAUUCUCCAGCGAUUCUGGGAGUUGAAGAGGAGUGAUUCUCAACUCUAGCAACUUUUAAGACGUGUGGACUUCAACUCCCAGAAUUCCCUAGCUGAGCCAUGCUAGCUGGGGAAUUCUGGGAGUUGGAAGUCCGCGCCUCAUAAAAAUGGCAAGGGUGACAAGCUCUGCACGAGAGGAAACAGUAGUUUUAUUCCUGGAAAGACGAUUAAAAGCCUUAGCUUGAGGCAUACUUAUGGAGAGGGGAAGAACUAUUUCUUUGUUAUUUGGCAACUACAAGCUUAGGUGUAACACGUUAGUAGAGGGUGACAAGAAGAUGAGUACAUGUAGACGGCAGCAAUUUGUGCUACCUUGUCUGAAAAACUUUCAGAUCAGUUGAGGAGAGAUCGAUCCAGUUGCUGUCUUCAACGCAACGCGCAAAAGCAAUUGUCCGAAGACGCGACCAAGUUCAUAGGUGCCGUUAGAAGUAUUGGACGCUCUUCUCAAAAUGCAGGCGUCCUUGGAAGGUGCUGGUUGUGGAACAUGCUCUCUCUCUCUCUCUCGUGUUUAUAAAGUUAAGACUUCAUGCCUGUGGAUUGAUAUACAGUGGAUUACCUGCUGUUCGCCAUGUUUGACCCUGCAGGAAAGAGCUGGUCAAUGGAUUCCUACUGUGAUCCAGUACAAAAAUAUUGUUACAAACAAGUAGAGCGUGUCCAUUUCUUUCAUCUCCACGUAGUGACAAAAGUGUGUAGAAUCCAUUUGUGAGGCGAAUUAUUAUUAUUAUUUUUUUCAAACGUGGUAAUAAUGACAUAUUUUAAAAGUUGUUGUUCCUGAUUCCGGUUUGUGCCGCUUGAUUCUAUGACACUAGGCAUAAGAGACAAAAAACAAAAAAAAAAACAAAAGGAAAAAAAAAUGCUUUGUGACAUGCUUUGUUUUUUUUUCUUCAUUGCCACUGGUAAAAUAGGAAGUAAUUCUCUUCAGUUAAAACUCCUGUGCCCUCAUUUGCUGCUUGCUGACGUAAGCAAUAAGCUCCUUUUAAACUAACGAUAAUCUUAAAUGUUCAGUAUCUUGUAUUUUGAACCUUUUAGCUGGUGAAAAUAUAAAAACAAAAAAACACAAAAAACUACCACAACUACUAAUAUAGAUAUUUAACCGUGUUAAUGUUGGUCGUCCUGUAAAGUGUUUGGUAAAUCUGUUGUAUUUAACUAGUGGUUUGAUAUUUGCAUACUGAAAUCUUUCCAAUAAAGGUCUGAAGUAUCCCUCAAGUUCACACAAAUCUGCAUAGUCAGUUGUGUAAGAACACAGAAGCAGUAGCAGGAGAGAGACGCACUCCAGCGGCCGCCCUUCCAGAGGCCGCUCGAGAGCCGGCUGGUGAAUUUAUCCACUGUGACUUUCAAAGGGAUUCCUUUAAUCCCCCUCGGAUAGAAACUGGAUAGAAUUAGGAGGAAUACCUUCUGCAGCAGGAGAAAGGGAUUAUAGAUAGUCCUGCAGUUACAACCACAAUUGGGAUCAGCGUUCCCGUCGCUAAGCAAGGCAGCUGGUUUAGUAAGCCGCAUCCGAUUUUCUGACUUUUUUAGUCCACGGUGGUUAAGCAAACACCUGCCGUUGUUAAGUGAAUCGCAUGAUCAUUAAGCAGAUACAGCUCCCCCCCGUUGGUUGCGGGGGGUGAUCACAUGACACUGGGAUGCUGCGACUGUGGUACAUAUCCUGCUGGCUGCUCAAACUUUGAUCAGAUGAGUUUGGGACUGCUGUGACAGUCGUGUGAGGAGGAUGGGUCACUUAUUCCAGUGCCGUCGUAAACUUUGAACGGCCGCUCAGUGAAUGAUUCUAAGUUGAGGACUACAUGUAACGUUUAUCCUGAUGCUGAUUAAUCCACUCCGGUUGCCCUGUGCUUGCACAGAAGGAAGUAUAUAUAAAUAUUUAUACCCUGAAGUGCCAUCAAUCACUCGCAGCACUUUAGAAUCUACUCCGACUUCUACAUACUUCCUGAAAAAGCACAAUCUGCUACUCCCCUCCUAAGCAAACUAGGGAUACCCACAAAAGCAAGGAAGGAAGGAUAUUUCUCCCUGGCUCAGAAAGAGAACAAGGUCCUUAACAGGAAGAGACCUCAGCACUCAGACAGCAUCUAACCCUCCCCUGCUUCCAUAUAAAUCAAUUUAAAAUUAGAACCUUUAGAUUCAUAAAGUAGCCCUAUCUAUUACCUGUCCUGUGUUUACAAUACUCCUAUAUUCAAAGGCAACUUUGCUUUUUUUUUUUUAAUUCUAGAAGAACAGUUAAGCCAGAAAAACAGCUAUGCAGUGUUAAAAGUUCAACGCGAAAAACUGAAAAUUGUAGUUCAAGGGGUUCCUUUACCUUGCCUAGGAACUUGAGAUUAAUUAAGAAACUGGACAUUUUUUCCAAGAAUCAGCCUGUUCGGCUCCAGAGCAAAAAGGACCACAAACACAAUGCCACCAGUGAGGGUUCUUACGCCCGUUAACAAGGCCUGAUUUCUCUUUAUAAUAUAAGCUCUACGGUAGGACUAAACAUUUAGCUGCCAGUAUUAACACAUUUGAAGUAUUGCGCAAAAUGUCAAAUUUGGUUUGACGGGAUAAAACGUAUGUCUAACAAUCCCUGCUGCUGGAAAGAAAGAAAAAAAAAAUUAAUGACAUUCCUCAUUAUUACUAAAACGUUAGAACUGUGCAUUCUUAAGAAUGCCAAGCAUAUAACACAGAGCUAUUGAAAGUUAAUUGUGUUGUCCUAAAACACUAACAAAGUAGGUCAGUUUAGUAGAAAUGAUUUAGUAACAUGUUCGGAUCGGUUGAAAAUUUUAUUCCAGUAACUUUUAAUGACUUUAGUAGGAAUUGUGUAUUAGCCAUAUUUUAUUUAUUAAAGCUGUUCGAACAAGGACUAUGUUCAACCUCUACCAGUACUUUAAUAAAACAACACAUCCUAA
Molecule: messenger RNA, 7335 nt
Organism: Pantherophis guttatus
Lineage: Eukaryota; Metazoa; Chordata; Lepidosauria; Squamata; Colubridae
Gene: PPM1E
Product: protein phosphatase, Mg2+/Mn2+ dependent 1E
Biological process (GO): negative regulation of protein kinase activity; protein dephosphorylation
Cellular component (GO): nucleus
Molecular function (GO): protein serine/threonine phosphatase activity; cation binding
Source: RefSeq, a predicted model, not a curated record